This is a messenger RNA of Diorhabda sublineata, 1358 nucleotides long. It is a transcript of the gene Sil1, whose product is annotated as nucleotide exchange factor SIL1. The transcript has 2 exons. NCBI's taxonomy places the organism in Eukaryota, Metazoa, Arthropoda, Insecta, Coleoptera, Chrysomelidae. Bases 104 to 1324 code for a protein of 406 amino acids. The record is from RefSeq and is a predicted model, not a curated record.
GACUUAACCUUGUGUCAUAUAUAUGAACCGUCUAUGGAAUAGGUUAGUUUGUGGUGGGAAUUAUGAAUAGGAACGUUGUGCUGUGUAUAUUACAUUUUUAUAAAUGAAACUUUUAAUACUAUUUAUAUUAGGAAUAGGAGUCGUUUGCGAUGAAAAGGAGGAAAAUAACGAACCGUUUAUACCUACAAAAGAAUGGCAAACGGUAAAGAAAGAUCAAAAAGUACCAAGCGGAUUACAUUACCGAAUAAACGUGAAUACAGGACUCGUAGAAGCCAAAUUAUUAGAAGAAAAAAACGAAAAAACCGAUGUACUAGAAGUCCCAUCACAACCAAAAGAUGAAGAUCUCAAUUUAGAAGAUUUAAAGAAAAUGUUGAAGCAAAUGAAACAUGAAGAAACGGUAUCGAAGCAACCAGUUUAUCGCACGUACGACGAAAUAAAAAAAGAACUAGGAAGUUUGAAUCUAAUUUCAAAAAUAGACGCCGAGGUUUUGGAAGAUCUUUUAAAACAACAUAAAAAUGAAAUGGAUAAAAAAGAACCUAAUGUCGAUAACAUAAUAACCAUCCUGGACGAUUUUGAUUUCUUAGGUCACCAAUUUGAUAAUGGAUUAGAAUUCGUCAGGCAAAAUGGGUUUAGAGACGUUAUAUAUAAAAACUUAAACUCGUCUGAUGAUGUUAUAAAACAAAAAACUUUGAAAUUAUUUGGUUCUCUUGUUCAAAACAACGCCAGGGUUCAAAUACACGCACUGGAAACUGGAAGUAUCCCGGUUCUAUUAAGGAUUUUAGACACAAAUUCCUUGGAGGAUAUUUUGGGUCAUACUGUAUAUGCUAUUGGUUGCCUUUUAAGGAGGUUUCCUUUAGCACAGAAAAAGUUUGUAGAAAACGGCGGGGUUUUUAUAAUAACCCAAGUUUUCGAGAAAUCUUCAAUAAAAAUCCAGUUGAAAAUAGUUACGUUAAUGACGGAUUUGUUUAUAGAAAAAAGAGAAGCUUUAGAAAACUCAAACGCUUUAGCUCUAAAUCAGUAUCACAACAUUCCUUUAGAGAAGGAAUUAAUUAAUCAAAAUUGGUGUUAUCACAUUAACAAACUUUUGAAUGGAAUAUUUAAAAAUUAUGAAGACGAUCACGAUUCAAUUGAAAAGUGUUUGGUUUCCAUGGAUGUAAUGAGUGACCAGUGUAAGGAUCAUUUCAAUAGAAGCGUUUUGUUGCUUCUACAAGAGAAAUAUAGAAGAUUAGUAGAAAAGGAUACGGGUGAUGAUGAAUUUUUCCAUAACGUAGUAAAACUUUGCGGAAAGAUUUUGAACCGCAUUAAAGAAAAAACCGAAUUAUAAUUUAAAUUAUUUUUGUAAUAUAUUUAAAGUGAAA